AUGUUAAACAAGCAACUAUUCCCUUUGCUUCUCGUUUACGCUGCGGUGGCUGCAGCCGCGGCCACCGCUGCUAAGGAUGCACUGGUUACGUGCAACAUGGUGUAUAGUAGCCUCGAACCAUGUCUUGGUUACGUGUUAGGCGGUGGAUUAAGCGUCCCAUCAGAGUGUUGCGGUGGAAGUAAAUCUCUCCUCAGCAUGGGAUGUACCAUAGAUGACCGGCAAAGCGCUUGUAAAUGCAUAAAGAGCGCUGGUUCAAACGCUAACGAAGCUCAACUCAGUCGUGCUGCUACACUCCCUAGAAUUUGUAAGACCAAUGUUCCUUUCAAGAUUAGUCCACAUGUUGACUGCUCUAAGGUCAAUUAA
Solanum lycopersicum (tomato) is the source of this 363-nucleotide messenger RNA. RefSeq names its product non-specific lipid-transfer protein 1-like. Lineage: Eukaryota; Viridiplantae; Streptophyta; Magnoliopsida; Solanales; Solanaceae. Gene Ontology annotation, molecular function: lipid binding. The record is from RefSeq and is a predicted model, not a curated record. Gene Ontology annotation, cellular component: membrane. Gene Ontology annotation, biological process: lipid transport.